Molecule: messenger RNA, 665 nt
Organism: Drosophila eugracilis
Lineage: Eukaryota; Metazoa; Arthropoda; Insecta; Diptera; Drosophilidae
Exons: 3
Coding region: 1-552 (183 amino acids)
Source: RefSeq, a predicted model, not a curated record
AUGCGGAUCAGUUCAGUCAUUUGUGCUCUCGUUGGAUUGCUUUUAGCCGAAUUCAGUGUGGCGGUUGUUUUCAAGAUGACAAACUUUGAGUGCGAGAGCUACAAUAAGUCGUGGUUCAUGUUCCAUAAUUGUCGCCUUAAAGCCAUAAGUCGAGACAAGGUUAAUCUAAAUAUGAACGGAACAGUUCUGCAUCCAGUUUAUAAUAUAGAAGUUCAUGGUAAAGUGUAUAAAAGGGCAAGUGGUUUCAAGCCCUGGCUGUUUGACACCAAAAUCGACGCUUGCCGUUUUAUGAGAGGAAAAUACAAUUCUGCCGCAAAAAUAGUCUACAGCCUCUUUCAACCGUUUACCAAUAUUAACCACACAUGUCCCUAUGUGGGACCACAGAUUAUUGAAGGAUUUUACCUGAAGCCCGAACUGUUACGUCUACCGUUUCCAUCUGGCCAAUAUAUGCUAUCCUUAAGAUGGUUUUUUGACCAGAAACUACAAUUUGAUACAAAUGUUAGUUUUCUCUUUAAAGAGGAUUUUCCGAAACAGAUGGCUGUAUUAAUAUAAUAAAGUUAGCUAUCGGUAGCUGAAAGUAUAUUAAGUUUAAAACUUUUUAACAGUAUUGGGUAUCUGACAGUCUACUAUUCCUUUUUUCUCAUUUUUCAAUCUAAAAUUAAGUU